This is a messenger RNA of Prionailurus viverrinus (fishing cat), 1722 nucleotides long. It is a transcript of the gene HAUS1, whose product is annotated as HAUS augmin like complex subunit 1. The coding region runs from base 61 to 897 and encodes 278 amino acids. The transcript has 9 exons. The record is from RefSeq and is a predicted model, not a curated record. Gene Ontology annotation, cellular component: HAUS complex; cytosol. Gene Ontology annotation, biological process: centrosome cycle; spindle assembly. NCBI's taxonomy places the organism in Eukaryota, Metazoa, Chordata, Mammalia, Carnivora, Felidae.
CGAGCGAGCUCGGCACUUCUCUCGUGAGGAGCUUCUCGAGAAGUUGAGGGAACGGCGGCUAUGGAAGCACAGGAAGAGAAAGAGGCGCAGGUUGCUGCGUGGUUGAAAAAAAUAUUUGGAGAUCACCCCAUUCCGCAAUAUGAGGUGAAUCCUCGGACCACGGAGAUUUUACAUCACCUUUCAGAACGCAACAGAGUCCGGGACAGGGAUGUCUGCCUGGUAAUAGAGGACUUGAAACAGAAAGCAAGCGAAUAUGAAGCAGAAGCCAAGCACCUUCAAGACCUUCUCAUGGAAAGUGUGAAUUUUUCCCCUGCCAAUCUGUCUGGCGCUGGUUCUAGGUACCUGAAUGCUUUGGUUGACAGUGCAGUGGCCCUUGAAACAAAGGAUUCCUCACUAGCUAGUUUUAUCCCCGCAGUGAAUGAUUUGACGUCUGAUCUUUUCCGUACCAAAUCCAAAAAUGAAGAAAUCAAGCUUGAAUUGGCGAAACUUGAAAAAAAUCUAACUGCAACUUUAGUGUUGGAAAAAUGUCUACGAGAGGAUCUAAAGAAGGCAGAGUUGCAUCUGUCUACGGAAAGGGCCAAAGUUGACCAUCGUCUUCAGAACAUGGAUUUCCUAAAAGCAAAGUCGGAGGAGUUCAGAUUUGGAAUCAAAGCUGCAGAGGAGCAACUUUCCACCAGAGGCAUGGAUGCUUCUCUGUCUCACCAGUCCCUCGUAGCGCUCUCAGAGAAAUUGGCAGAACUAAAACGACAGACAAUACCUUUGAAGAAAAAAUUGGAGUCCUAUUUAGAUUUAAUGCCGAAUCCGUCGCUUGCUCAGGUGAAAAUUGAAGAAGCAAAGCGGGAACUAGAUACCAUUGAAGCUGAGCUUACAAAGAAAGUAGAUAUGAUGGAACUGUGACCAGAGUCCAGUAAGCUUCAUCGUCCCUAACAAAGUAAAUUGAAUAGGACUUGAAAGAAUUGUUUCCUCUCCUGUGCCUUAAUAAUUUAACACCUGUAUAAUAAUGUCACUGUUGAUGGAACAGUGGUUUCUGGUUGUGUAUUGCAUUUCUGUGCCCAAAUACACAGUUUUCAUAUUACAAACUGUUGUGGGUUUUCUAUGUUGCUGACAGUUAAGUGUCCCUCGGUGGGUCUCUUUGGUGAACAUUAUGACAGUUGUCAUGCAGUCACUUGUGAGGCCAACUAAGUGAAGAGUUCUGUAACUCAACUUACGUUUCUCCCCAGCCCUCCCUCUAGGGUUUUGCUGCCUUCCUUCUGAUCAAUCACCUGCCUACCUCCAGAUGUUAAUAUAUGCAGGAAUUUAGUUGAAAGAGAUGACCUUUUAAAUGAGUAGUAGAGAGACAGAUAAUUCAACCCAUGGUGCUAUAUCCUUAUUUCAUGCCUUAUGUCAGGAUAAUCCCAAGGAUCAAAGAUUUAAAUGUUUAAAAAAAAAAAAAAAGACAGUAAGAGAAACCAGGGAAAAGCUUUAAUGUUUUGACUUUUAAAUAAUCAUAGAGUCAAUAACAGAGGACCCAAAUCCAGGAGCCAUAAAUGAAAUGAUAGAAUUAUUUGAAAAUUUGGACUAAAAAAUUCCUACAUGGCAAGAUCUUUUAUAAGUAAAAUCAAAGGCCGUUACAACCGUGGUAUAGGGAAAAAGAAGGAGAAAGUUUUCAUUGUGUUCCUUUUUGUACUUUGAAAAAUUUUGUACCGUGUGAUUAAGAAGCAACAAGUUUAAUUAAAUUUAUUU